CCUAUUCCAUCCUCUGGAACCCCCAACGCAUUGUUUUCUCAGUGGAUGGAACUCCAAUUAGGGAGUUUAAGAACAUGGAGUCAAAGGGUGUUCCAUUCCCCAAAAACCAAGCAAUGAGAAUAUACUCAAGCCUGUGGAAUGCAGAUGAUUGGGCCACAAGGGGAGGGCUUGUUAAGACAGAUUGGGCCCAAGCUCCUUUCACUGCUUCAUACAGAAACUUCAAUGCCAAUGCAUGCACUGUGUCCUCUGGAACAUCAUCUUGUGCCUCUUCUAAUACUAAUAACAAUGCUUGGCUCUCAGAAGAGUUGGAUUCCACUAGUCACCAGAGGCUCAACUGGGUGCAGAAGAAUUACAUGAUCUACAAUUACUGCACUGACACUAAAAGAUUUCCGCAGGGCCUUCCUCCAGAAUGCAACACACCCUAAAAAUUUUCAAUUUCCCUAUCAUCCAUCCAGGGUCCACUUUUUCCUUGUCUUUUCGAUUGCCCUAUUCUUCUCUAUUGUAAUUUUAACCACGUUAAAUUCUUUCAUUCGUUUUAUAAAUCUUGUUAUAAAAUAUUCGAUUUAAAUGCUUUCAUCUUC
Messenger RNA from Cajanus cajan (pigeon pea), 581 nucleotides. NCBI's taxonomy places the organism in Eukaryota, Viridiplantae, Streptophyta, Magnoliopsida, Fabales, Fabaceae. The record is from RefSeq and is a predicted model, not a curated record.